Molecule: messenger RNA, 1383 nt
Organism: Hyalella azteca
Lineage: Eukaryota; Metazoa; Arthropoda; Malacostraca; Amphipoda; Hyalellidae
Product: zinc finger protein 84-like
Exons: 5
Coding region: 25-1383 (452 amino acids)
Biological process (GO): regulation of transcription by RNA polymerase II
Cellular component (GO): nucleus
Molecular function (GO): RNA polymerase II transcription regulatory region sequence-specific DNA binding; DNA-binding transcription factor activity, RNA polymerase II-specific
Source: RefSeq, a predicted model, not a curated record
CAGCAGAAUCUAAUUGAUAUUAUAAUGGAUGACAUGAAAGAAUGUCGUGUUGUGCUGCACAAACUCUCUGAUGAUGCAGUUGAGAGAGGCUGGUGGUCUGGGCUGAAUCUCCUGCUAAGGCCUUCUGGUGUUGGCAAAUGCAAGUCUAAUGCAACAGCGGCCAGUGGCUCAUCUCUGUGCCCUAAAGUCAUUGUAGCUAACAUCAAGCUUGAACCUCUAUAUGAGGAGGACAUAUCUGUGAAGGAUGAGCCUAUUGAUAUUGAUGGAAAUCAGGCUGGUUCAGGUGAGCCUCCCAGCCCUGGGUGUGGUGGCCAGCUAGCUCCACCUUCCUCAUCAGCGGCCAGCAGCUCAUCUCUGCGCCCUAAAGUCGUUGCAGCUAACAUUAAAAUUGAGCCUCUAUAUGAGGAAGAGGACAUAUCUGUGAAGGAUGAGCCUAUUGAUAUUGAUGAGCUAGCUCCACCUCCCGCAUCCGGUUGGCCGGACAAGAUGGAAGCUCAAAUUGAGGCUCGUGAAGCACAUGUAGCCCACCGUCCUGCCUCGCUCUCCUCUACCAUGCCUGGACAUGUGAACGUGGGUAGGAGGCAGUCCGCACCUGCAGGAGAUCCAGAAGACGCUGGUGGCAGCGGCGGCGCCUCUGAAGCGUCCAGCUCCCAGCAGCGCAGCGAGAGGCUCCCGUAUUCCCAGCGGGGUUUGGUUGAUGCCAAGGUUACCUGCCAAUUGCAGCAGCGCCAUCCAGAUGAGCAGGCAUCCUCACAUCUGUACUCAUGCUUUGACUGUGAAUAUUCCUGCGGUUCAGAGCUUCAACUUCUGAAACUCAUUUCUGCUAAACAUAAGCGAGAAAGUACACAUCGUUGUUCGGGACCACAAAGCGUUUGUUUCAUGGAACGAAAUCCUGCUAACAACAUUAUUUACAAACAUUUAUCUAAGAAACCACAUCGCUGCAAAGAAUGUGAAUAUUCUUGUGACACUAAGAGCCAUCUGAAGAGUCAUGUUCUUCAUAAGCAUUCAUCUAAAAAACCUCUUAGCUGUUCAGAGUGUGAAUAUUCUUGUGACACUAAGAGCCAUCUGAAGAGUCAUGUUCUUCAUAAGCAUUCAUCUAAAAAACCUCUUGGCUGUUCAGAGUGUGAAUAUUCUUGUGUGACUAAGAGCCAACUGAAGAGGCAUGUUCUUCAUAAGCAUUCAUGUAAAAAACCUCUUGGCUGUUCAGAGUGUCAAUAUUCUUGUGUGACUAAGAGCCAUCUGAAGAGUCAUGUUCUUUAUAAGCAUUCAUCUAAAAAACCUCUUAGCUGCACAGAGUGUGAAUAUUCUUGUGUGACUAAGAGCCAUCUGAAGAGUCAUGUUCUUUAUAAGCAUUCAUCUAAAAAACCUCUUAGCUGUAUGUGA